AAAGGAGAGUAGAGCGUUGUGAGCGCGUGUAGGCGUGCAUGCACGAUAGUUCCUGUACGGCUGCACCGCGCCUCAGAUUCCUGUAGGCGCCCUUCUCUCCAUGCACUCCCUGCCUGACGUGCACGGCAACUGCAGAGAGAGAUAGAGACACCGAAGCGGGGAGGGAGGGCGAUAAAGAGAAACUUCGUGUGGUUGGGACCGAGCCCGGCAUGUCCGCGGCGGGAUUCAGCGCGCAUAGCUCCGCGUAAACGGCCAACAUCCGCCCGUGAGCGCCGUGACGCAGUGGUGUUACGGGGGGCCCACCGAGGCUGUUGAUGCCGGAUAAAGUUUGUUCGCGGCGCGGCAGAAGAGCGAGGACACCCACUCGAGUGUGACAAGUUGACGCCGAACCAUGGGCACUCUGCGCGACCUGCAGUACGCGCUCCAGGAGAAGAUCGAGGAGCUGCGCCAGCGGGACGCGCUUAUCGACGAGCUGGAGCUGGAGCUGGACCAGAAGGACGAGCUCAUCCAGAGGCUGCAGAACGAGCUGGACAAGUACCGCUCCGUCAUCAAGCCCGCCACGCAGCAGGUCCACAAGCAGAGCGAGCUGCACUCUGAGCAGCAACGCACCAAGAGACAGGCCAUCUCGGCCGAACCAACCGCCUUCGACAUCCACGAUCUCAGUCACGUCACGCUGCCUUUCUACCCCAAAAGUACCCAGUCUAAAGAUCUGAUCAAAGAGGCCAUCCUGGACAACGACUUCAUGAAGAACCUGGAGCUGUCGCAGAUCCAAGAGAUCGUGGACUGCAUGUAUCCCGUAGAGUACGGAAAGGACAGUUGCAUCAUCAAGGAGGGUGAUGUGGGCUCGCUGGUCUACGUCAUGGAAGACGGGAAGGUGGAGGUGACCAAGGAGAGCCUGAAGCUGUGCACCAUGGGCCCGGGGAAGGUGUUUGGAGAGCUGGCCAUUCUCUACAACUGUACCAGGACCGCCACUGUCAAAACACUGACAAAUGUGAAGCUGUGGGCCAUCGACCGCCAAUGCUUCCAGACCAUCAUGAUGAGGACGGGCCUCAUCAAGCACACUGAGUAUAUGGAGUUUUUAAAGAGCGUCCCCACCUUCCACAGCCUGCAGGAGGACAUUCUCAGCAAGCUUUCCGACGUCCUUGAGGAGACCCACUACGAGGAUGGGGAGUACAUCAUCAGACAGGGGGCCAGAGGAGACACCUUCUUCAUCAUCAGUAAAGGAAAGGUGAACGUGACCAGGGAGGACCCCCCCAACGGCGAGCCCGUCUACCUGCGCAGCCUGGGGAAAGGAGACUGGUUUGGAGAAAAGGCCCUGCAAGGGGAGGACAUCCGGACGGCCAACGUCAUUGCAGCGGAGGCGGUCACCUGCCUGGUCAUCGAUCGAGAUUCAUUUAAGCACCUGAUUGGAGGCUUGGAGGACGUGUCCAGCAAGGGCCACGAGGACGUUGACGCCAAAGCCAAGUACGAAGCCGAGAAUGCCUUUUUCUUCAACCUCAACCUGGCCGACUUCAACAUCAUCGACACUCUGGGGGUGGGCGGCUUUGGACGCGUGGAGCUGGUCCAGCUCAAGAGCGACGAAAACAAAACCUUCGCCAUGAAGAUCCUGAAGAAGCGGCACAUUGUGGACACCAGGCAGCAGGAGCACAUCCGCUCGGAAAAGCUCAUCAUGCAGGAGGCCCACUCGGAUUUCAUUGUCAGACUUUAUAGAACGUUCAAGGACAGCAAGUACCUCUACAUGUUGAUGGAAGCUUGCCUUGGAGGAGAACUGUGGACCAUUCUUCGAGACCGAGGCUCCUUUGAGGACUCCACCACCAGGUUUUAUACAGGCUGCGUGGUGGAGGCCUUCGCCUACCUGCACUCCAAAGGCAUCAUCUACAGAGACCUCAAGCCUGAGAACCUGAUCCUGGACCACAGAGGCUACGCCAAGCUGGUGGACUUUGGUUUUGCCAAGAAGAUUGGCUUUGGCAAGAAAACCUGGACUUUCUGCGGCACGCCCGAGUAUGUGGCGCCGGAGAUCAUCCUGAACAAAGGCCACGACAUCUCAGCCGACUACUGGUCGCUGGGAAUCCUCAUGUUUGAGCUCCUGACUGGCAGCCCACCCUUCUCUGGCCCUGAUCCAAUGAAAACCUACAACAUCAUCCUGAGGGGCAUCGACAUGAUCGAAUUCCCAAAGAAAAUUACCAAAAAUGCUGCCAACCUCAUCAAAAAGCUAUGCAGGGAUAAUCCUUCUGAACGACUGGGAAACUUGAAAAAUGGUGUCAAAGACAUCCAAAAGCACAAGUGGUUUGAGGGCUUUAACUGGGAGGGCUUGAAGAAGGGGACGUUGACACCUCCUAUUAUCCCCAACGUCACGUCAGCGGUUGACACGAGUAACUUUGACAGCUUCCCAGAGGACAACGAGGACCCGCCCCCCGACGACAACUCCGGUUGGGACGUCGACUUCUGAACAAGACACUCUUGUUUGUUGGAAGCAAACACGGAGGUUUAGAAGGAGGAGGGAUGGCACGCCCUGUUGGGGCUCACCGAUAAAUGCCUUUAUUUCACUGUGGCUCCUCCCCCCACCCCUGGAUCAAGCAUUUCUAGCGGGACAGCUGUAGCACAUGUUCAAGUGUUGUCUUACACUCGGCUCAAAGGCGGAGAACGUGCAGGGAUCCACACACACACACACACACACACACACACACACACACACACACACACACACUGAGAAAGAUGAGUGAUGACGGAGCCAAACUCCCCAUGCGAAUGUUUCUUCUUCUUCAUGUGUUUUUUAUGUUUUGGAGUGAAAAUAUGAACGUUGGUGUCCUUAUCAUCCACUGGCUUUCUACCAAGUGCUCUCGACUAACCUGAAUGUCGCCUCGUACGUUUUCCACAGGCUCAGAUAGUUAGCAUUUUACAAUAAAAGCACAAACCAAGUGCCCUGUUUGACGACUAACACACACGUGCGGAUGGACAAGAUGCACUUCACACCGUCUUUAAGAUCAUUAUUAUUAUUUUGGAUGAAUUGAUAGCAAAAGUGCACUUUUUUGGAAUUGUGCCCAUCAUCUGCAAUCCUUAUGUGAGAUGCGCACACUUUCUCUUUUCUGUGCCUUCUAAAGAUAUAAAAACAGGUAAAAAGAGGCAGCUAAUGAAUGCAGGUAAUGGGACGCGCCUAUGAAAACACUUCCAAAAAGCUCCAACAAGGUUUAGUGGUUUUCUAUGCAUGCUAACAGCUACAUUCAUGAUAACAUGUCAUACUUGUAGUAUUUUGGGAACUUCCUUCCUGGAUGCAUUGAUUUCACAUAGCAACAUAGAAAGGAACGCUACACCUAGCAUCAAAAACACCAACACAGCUCCAAUAUGUAGCAUUACCUUUGGCUAAUGUGUGGUGAAGCUACUUUCUAAACCAGCUAGUAGCUAGCCGCUGUGGUGUGGUGAGGUGUCACUACGCCAGUAAGGUAGUUCUUGGGUGUAACAAUGUUAAUAACAAUAAUAAUAACAAUGUGCUUCAUAUGCAUCACAUUAUGGAAAUGGAGCCUUGUUGGUGCUUUUUGGAGGUUUUUUUCAGGUGUGUCCCAUUACGUGCAUUCUUUUUACCUGGUUUUCUAUCUUUAGAAGGCACAGAAAAGAGAAAGAUGUUUGUUCAUGUCUCACAUAAGGACGAUGGAUGAUGGGCAACAUUCCAAAAAAGUUCUUUUCUUUUAAGGGUGCGAUCACACUUGUCAUGUUUGCUUCGGUUAAAAGGAACUUUGCUGCAGUUUGAAUCAUCCAAACCCUGCUGUGCUCCAAGUAAGACCGCUUGGGUCUUGGUCCGCAUGCGAGGGUCGUGGACGCUCCAAACGGGCCAAACACACGGGGCGGUGCAAAAAUGGCAGCAAAAAGCAAGCAGAGAUGACAAAUACACUCCUCAUCAAAAUCUUAAGAGCAGUUGAAACAGUGCAAGAAUGUACAUUUUGCACUGUUGGAUCUUACGGAGGUUCUUAUUCAAGUUUCAAAAUGCAAAAAGGAGAAGUGGGAGUGAAGCAAAAAAGCAAUUUAUCGCAAAGAAGCAUUCAAGUGAAAUAGGCUUAUCAUCAGCUGGUCAGAACGUUUAAAAAGUCGAUAUCAAAAAAAAGAAGCAGAAAGUUAUCGGUAUCGUUUUGAAAAAGGAUCUCUUGUCCAAAGCACGAGUGUGAACGCAGCCCAGCAUUAAUAACGGCACAUCAGAAUGCCUUCAACACAUCACCUGGAUGCCUCUUCCUAGCCCUCCGCCGUCAUGGCGCCGUGUCGUUGUCUAUGGUGCUCUUAUUCAUUCAUCACCACACUAAAGACACUGAUUUCUUUUCUCUCGCUUAUUAAAAAAAUACAUAUUUAGCUGUACUUUUUAUUAUUUUUUGGCCGUUCAGUGUUGAUUUUAAAAGUGCAAAUGCAAGAAAAAGACUUUUGGGAGCACCGACGAGCGCCAUUAUCCCUCAUCUUCAGGACUAACAAUCAGAAUCAGUGGAAGUGCCUUAAAUCAAUGGCAUAGAAAAAAGAACAAGGAUUGGCACAAGGCCUUUCUGAUGCUGCAUGAACACACACACACACACACUUCACACACUUCACAGCACCAUGUGUCCUCUCAGAUGGCUGCAUCGUUACGUCAGGAAUCCACAGCAAAGACGCCCGCAGGCCGUGCGACUGCAAUGACGUGCUUUAACACGUUUAACAAACAACACGUCACAUCCAAAAUAAAGCGAGAAUGAUUUGCAGUUGUGUCAGCUGCUUGCUUUGGUUUGAACAUUUGAGGUCAUGAAUAGCACACGUCAUCCAGUCCCAUCCAUGUUGAUGAAGAAAUCGAAAAUGACAGCUUCCUGUAGGCACGACUAUUGUUCUUUUUUAUUGAAUUAACUUUAUGAAGGCAAGCUUUGUUUCAGUACAACACUCACUUAAAUCAAGGAGCAUCUCUUUUCAUUUCAUACACGAUAACACAACCACAGCUUGUUUUAUUUAUUAUUGGUCCUUUUCAAUCAUUUGAAUAAUAAAAUACUAGCAAGAAAAUGCUCACUGUUGAAUUAUGUUGUGUUUUAUUUUGAUGCAGGUUUACCUAAAACAACUGGUUUAUGUCUUGUUUGAGCCAACUUCUCUGCCAAUAUUUUUGCCUGCUGUUGUGCUGUUUUUGUUGCAGUAAUUCGUUUUUGCCAAGUGCCACAUGUAUCUUUUUUGGAAUUAUCCAGUAAAACGGGAAAAAACAACUAUAACGUGUUUGUAGUUAUUUUACAUUGUGAUGAAUAUCAUUAGAAGAUUGGGAUGUGUGGAAUGACUUAUUUAGGACAACACUGCCACAAACAGUCAACAUGUGCAUGCAUCGUUUUUUUAGGGGUUUCUUUAAAUGUAUUUUUUAUUUUUGCAGCAAUGGUCAUUGUAUUGUGUUGAGUAGCUUGUUUUUGUGGCACUGUUUGGUGCGGAAAAAUAAGGAAAACAAGAAAAAGUAUUCAAAUGUGUAUUUCCGAGAGUGACCACAUGAGGGCGCUGCAGGCAAAGCGACACAAACUAACAACCAGCUAACAUCAGGCAUCUUUAGCAUAUUCACCCCUAAAUUAAAUGUUUGUCACUUAAUGAUACGUAUAUAUUAUUCAUAACUUUUUAAGGCGUCAUUUACAUGAAACGGUGUGUUUUAUUCGAGUAAGUGACAAGUGUUUAUUU
This is a messenger RNA of Dunckerocampus dactyliophorus (ringed pipefish), 5646 nucleotides long. RefSeq names its product cGMP-dependent protein kinase 1. The record is from RefSeq and is a predicted model, not a curated record. Lineage: Eukaryota; Metazoa; Chordata; Actinopteri; Syngnathiformes; Syngnathidae. The transcript has 18 exons. Gene Ontology annotation, molecular function: cGMP-dependent protein kinase activity; ATP binding. Gene Ontology annotation, biological process: protein phosphorylation. Bases 392 to 2449 code for a protein of 685 amino acids.